GUUCUGACUUAUAAGUGGCGCGGACCGGCUUAAGCAUCAUUCAAUCAUCAAAUAUGAUAGUGAUACCUGUUCUGGUUUCGUUAGUUGCUGUUUGUGUUGUGUCGUUUUUUCUUUAUUUAAAAUGGACUUUUUCGUAUUGGUCCAAACGGAACGUCUUCACACUUCCUCCAGUUCUUCCUUUCGGGAACGCAAACAAACAAUUUUACAGGAAGGCAACGUUUACAGAAGAAAUAACCGAAGUGUAUAAAGUUGCCAAAAAAAAGGGACUCUCGUAUUGCGGUUACCAUUUCUUCUUCCAGCCAACCUUUGUUCCUGUCGACGUUGAUUUGGUGCGUAAAAUGCUGACGGUUGAUUUUCAAUAUUUCACUGAUCGUACAAUUUACGUCGACGAAGAUGUUGACCCUCUGAGUGGACACUUGUUUUCUUUAAAAGGAGCCAAGUGGAAAGCCCUAAGAACCAAGUUGAGUCCCUUGUUUUCGAGCGGGAAAUUGAAGAUGAUGUUUCAGACGCUAGUGGAUUGUUCCAAGAAUCUUCCUGCUGUUUUGGAAGAGGCUAUAGCUUCAGACAGUCCCAUUGACAUAAAAGACACUUUUGCCAGAUACACCACCGAUGUGAUUGGAUCAGUUGGUUUUGGAAUAGAAUGUAACUGCUUAAAGAACCCGGACAACGAGUUUAGGGAAUACGGGAAGAAAUCAGUGGAAGUUAAAGGAUUCGAUGCGAUUAAAUUUUUAUUCGCUCUCUUAUCACCAAAAAUACUCCAAAUCACUCGAACUCCCAACACGAGAAAAGACGUGGAAAACUUUUUUUUGGGUCUCACCAAGGAUACUAUCGAGUACAGGGACAGAACCAACUUUGAAAGACAGGACUUCAUACAACUCCUUAUGAAACUGAGAAACAAAGAGAUCAAAGUUGAAUCUGCCACUAAUAACAACAGCAAAAGUGAUGGGAUCGCUUACUAUCAAAACGGUUUGACCAUGAACGAAAUUGCUGCUCAAGCAUUUGUCUUCUUUGUCGCUGGAUUCGAAACGUCCUCGACCACUUUGAACUUCAUGAUGUACGAACUGGCGACGCAUCCAGAGAUCCAAGACAAACUCAGGGAAGAAAUUAACCAGGUCUUAGCCAAACACGACGGAAAUAUCACGUACGAGGCCAUACAAGAAAUGACCUAUUUAGACAUGUGUACGUUUGAAACUUUAAGGAAAUAUCCUCCGUUACCGUCACAACAAAGGGAAUGCACGAGAACGUACAAAGUGCCUGAUUCUGAUUUAACAAUUGAAAAAGGUACAGCAGUAUUGAUACCAAUAUAUGCAAUUCAUCAUGACCCCGAGAUAUACCCCGAUCCCGAAAAGUACGACCCCGAACGAUUCUCAGAUGAGGUAAAAAAGAAAAGGUCACCUUUCGCGUUUCUGGCCUUUGGAGAAGGCCCCAGGAUAUGUAUUGGUAUGCGUCUCGGCCUCUUACAGACAAAAGUUGGACUGGUAACGAUGUUGAAAGAUUAUAAAUUUACUUUAAACCCCAAAACGCAAUUGCCUAUCAAAUUCGAACCGUUCCAGUUUGUCAUAACUGCUCAGGGAGGCAUUUGGGUUGAACCGCACACAGUUUAAAUUUACUUAAAUUUAGCCACUUCUGUGCAUUUAAAAAAGCGCUGUAAUUAAUUGGUACUUUUUGGUACUGUAUAUUAGAAUAAGUUAUAGUUGUAAUUGUUUUAUAUAUUUUAUUGUUAUUUUAAUAUGAAUAAAAACGUGCUAUAUGUUUA
Agrilus planipennis (emerald ash borer) is the source of this 1756-nucleotide messenger RNA. Its product is annotated as probable cytochrome P450 6a13. Bases 54 to 1604 code for a protein of 516 amino acids. Gene Ontology annotation, molecular function: oxidoreductase activity, acting on paired donors, with incorporation or reduction of molecular oxygen; iron ion binding; heme binding. NCBI's taxonomy places the organism in Eukaryota, Metazoa, Arthropoda, Insecta, Coleoptera, Buprestidae. The transcript has 3 exons. The record is from RefSeq and is a predicted model, not a curated record.